This is a messenger RNA of Rhea pennata, 1806 nucleotides long. RefSeq names its product T-box transcription factor 15 (gene TBX15). The record is from RefSeq and is a predicted model, not a curated record. The coding region runs from base 1 to 1806 and encodes 601 amino acids. The transcript is spliced from 8 exons. Lineage: Eukaryota; Metazoa; Chordata; Aves; Rheiformes; Rheidae. Gene Ontology annotation, biological process: regulation of transcription by RNA polymerase II; positive regulation of DNA-templated transcription; cell fate specification. Gene Ontology annotation, cellular component: nucleus. Gene Ontology annotation, molecular function: RNA polymerase II cis-regulatory region sequence-specific DNA binding; DNA-binding transcription factor activity, RNA polymerase II-specific.
AUGAGUGAGAGGCGAAGAUCGGCGGUGGCCCUCAGCUCCCGAGCGCACGCUUUCUCAGUAGAAGCCUUGAUUGGGACAAAUAAAAAGAGGAAACUGCGAGACUGGGAGGACAAGGGGCUGGAUUUGUCCAUGGAAAGCCUCAGCCCCAAUGGCCAGCUAGGGGACAAUGAAGACCCGACUCAGUGCCUGGACCUCAACCCCGACUCAGAGCAGAGCACUGGGUCAGACACAGAGGUGCUGGCAGAAAGGACAUCUUGCUCAUUUGGCUCCCAUUCUGACCUUACAUCUGGUGGCUCAGGUCCUCAGCCUCCUCCUCCUUCAUCCAUGGAAGAGAUCCAGGUAGAGUUGCAAUGUGCUGACCUCUGGAAAAGAUUCCAUGAUAUUGGGACAGAGAUGAUCAUCACUAAAGCAGGCAGGAGAAUGUUUCCAGCCAUGAGAGUGAAAAUUACAGGCUUGGAUCCCCACCAGCAAUAUUACAUUGCCAUGGACAUUGUGCCUGUGGAUAACAAGAGAUACAGGUAUGUGUAUCACAGCUCCAAGUGGAUGGUGGCUGGCAAUGCUGACUCCCCAGUGCCCCCGAGGGUUUACAUCCACCCUGACUCGUUGGCUUCUGGAGACACCUGGAUGAGGCAGGUGGUCAGUUUUGACAAGCUCAAACUGACCAACAACGAGCUUGAUGAUCAAGGCCAUAUAAUAUUACACUCAAUGCAUAAGUACCAGCCCCGUGUUCAUGUCAUCCGCAAGGACUUCAGCAGUGACCUUUCUCCAACAAAACCAGUUCCUUCAGGUGAUGGGGUGAAAACCUUCAACUUCCCAGAGACUGUCUUCACCACAGUGACAGCCUACCAAAAUCAACAGAUCACUAGGUUAAAAAUUGACAGAAACCCUUUUGCUAAAGGUUUCAGAGACUCUGGGAGAAACAGAACGGGCCUGGAGGCUAUCAUGGAGACCUAUGCCUUCUGGAGGCCUCCUGUGCGCACACUCACUUUUGAAGACUUCACUACCAUGCAGAAACAGCAAGGAGGCAGUACAGGUACCUCCCCAACAACCUCCAGCACGGGGACACCGUCGCCCUCUGCUUCCUCUCAUCUUCUCUCUCCAUCCUGCUCUCCUCCAGCCUUUCAUUUGGCCCCCAACACUUUCAACGUUGGCUGCCGGGAGAGUCAGCUUUGCAACCUCAACUUGUCCGAUUAUCCUCCGUGUGCCAGGAGCAACAUGGCCGCGUUGCAGAGCUACCCGGGGCUGAGUGACAGCGGGUACAACCGGCUGCAGAGUGGCACCGCCUCUGCCUCUCAGCCAUCAGAGACCUUCAUGCCUCAGAGGACUCCCUCCUUGAUCUCAGGAAUGCCUACUCCUUCCUCACUGCCCACCAACAGCAAGAUGGAGGCAUACAGUGGCCAGCUGGGGUCCUUCCCCAGCUCCCAGUUUCAGUAUGUCAUGCAAGCAGGCAACCCUGCCUCCACCUCUUCUUCCUCGCACAUGUUUGGUGGCGGCCACAUGCAGCAGAGCUCCUACAACGCCUUCUCCCUUCACAAUCCCUACAACCUCUAUGGAUACAAUUUCCCUGCUUCCCCAAGGCUGGCAGCAAGCCCAGAGAAACUGACCACCUCCCAAAGCACUUUACUCUGUUCCUCCCCUUCCAGUGGGGCCUUCGGAGAGAGGCAAUACCUUUCGACAGGCAUGGAUCACGGGAUGCACAUGAUCAGCCCUCCGUCUGGCAAUCAGCAAACAGCCAACGCCUGUGACAACAGACAGUACGGUGCUGUUCAGGCCUCCUCCUCACAGAUGUCUGUGCACAUGGUCUAA